AUGAUUUGCUGGGCAAAGCCGCCCGCUGCCGAGAUCAAGAGCGCCGCAAACCUGCCUGCCGGCCGCAAGUCCGCGGUCAUUGUCGGCGGCAGCGCGGGGCCCGGCCCAGAGAAGCCGUUCAGCCAGCUGCACCAGGAUCACUGGCGCCGCCUGAAGGACGCCGGCUGGUUUCUUUACGGCUACGUGCACUGCACGCGCGGCGAGCGGCCGGUCAAGGAGGUCAUGGCCGACGUGGACGGCUGGGUGGAGCUGUACGGCGACCUCGUGGGCGGCAUCUUUGUGGACGAGUCACCCAACCACUUUGACGAGGCGCUGAUUGACUACUUCGACACGCUGGUCUCCCACAUCAAGGGCGCGGGCCGCAAGGUCUGCCUCAACCCUGGGACGGAGAUGCACGACGGCGGCGUUAUCUCGAGCCGUGUGGAUAUCGUGGUCGGAUUUGAGAGCUCCGCCGAGGCCUGGCACGCGCUGCCCCUCGGCUUCCGCUGCCGCUGCUCGCCGCACGGCGCGGCCGGCGCGGCGAUGAUCCACUCGCUCCCGUCGCCGCGCGCCGGGCGGAUGCGGCGGCGGCUGAUCGGGCUGCUGCGGGCGGCGCGGGCGAGGGGGUUCAGGGUCGUCUACAUAACCGACGCGGUGAUGCCAGAUCCCUACAACCAGCUGCCGUCGUUCUGGGCCAAGGAGGUGGAGUGCCUGGGCGUCAAGAGCGCCGCCGCGCCGCUGCCGCCACCGGGGGUGGCAGAGCCCGCGUGA
Messenger RNA from Monoraphidium neglectum, 750 nucleotides. RefSeq lists its product as hypothetical. The coding region runs from base 1 to 750 and encodes 249 amino acids. The transcript has 4 exons. The record is from RefSeq and is a predicted model, not a curated record. NCBI's taxonomy places the organism in Eukaryota, Viridiplantae, Chlorophyta, Chlorophyceae, Sphaeropleales, Selenastraceae.